AUGUCCACCGGCUUCUCCUUCGGGACCGGGACCCUGGGCUCCGCCACUGUGGCCGCCGGCGGGACCAGCACAGCCAGUGGCUUCUCCUUCGGGAGCGGGGCGUCUAGUAACCCUUCUGUGGGACUCAAUUUUGGAACACUUGGAAGCUCAGCACCUCCCUCAACGACAUCUGCUCCUUCCGGUGGCUUUGGAACUGGACUGUUUGCAUCUAAACCUGCCACUGGCUUCACCCUAGGAGGGACGAACACAGGAAUAGCAACAACGAUCUCUACAGGAUUGACUCUGGGAGCACCAGCCACUACGUCUGCAUCUACUACAGGUUUCAGCUUAGGCUUCAACAAGCCUGCAGCGUCUGCCACACCAUUCGCUCUGCCCAUCGCCUCUACCUCAGCCAGUGGGCUCACACUCUCCACGGCUCUGACGUCAACGCCAGCAGCUUCCACAGGAUUUACUCUAAACAAUUUGGGUGGAACGACAGCCACAACCACAGCUGCAUCAACUGGCCUUUCUCUGGGGGGAGCUUUAGCUGGUCUGGGAGGGUCGCUUUUCCAGAGUACAAACACAGCAACAGCAGGACUUGGACAGAAUGCUUUAGGCUUGACUCUGGGAGCUGCUACUGCGACCUCGACUGCAGGCAAUGAAGGCCUUGGCGGCAUAGACUUUAGCAGUUCCUCAGAUAAAAAGAGUGAUAAAACAGGAACAAGACCAGAGGACAGUAAAGCACUGAAGGAUGAGCAUCUACCUCCUGUCAUCUGCCAGGACGUUGAGACUCUCCAGAAAUUUGUGAAGGAACAGAAACAGGUCCAAGAAGAAAUUAGUAGAAUGUCUUCCAAAGCCAUGCUUAAAGUGCAAGAAGACAUUAAAGCCCUAAAGCAGCUUCUCUCGCUGGCAGCCAGUGGGCUGCAGAGAAACACUCUCAACAUCGACAAGCUGAAGCUGGAGACGGCGCAGGAGUUAAAAAAUGCUGAAAUCGCUCUAAGAACUCAGAAAACACCACCUGGACUUCAACAUGAAAACACGGCUCCUGCAGACUACUUCCGAAUCCUGGUUCAGCAGUUUGAGGUUCAGCUUCAGCAGUACAGACAGCAGAUUGAAGAACUGGAAAACCAUCUGGCCACACAAGCAAAUAAUUCACACAUCACCCCUCAAGAUCUGUCUGUGACUAUGCAGAAAAUCUACCAGACGUUUGUAGCUUUAGCUGCACAACUUCAGUCCAUUCAUGAGAAUGUCAAGGUGCUCAAGGAGCAGUACCUUGGCUACAGGAAAAUGUUCUUGGGUGAUGCUGUUGAUGUGUUUGAAGCCAGGAGAGCAGAAGCCAAGAAGUGGCAGAACACACCCAGAGUGACCACGGGACCCACCCCCUUCCGCAGCAUGCCCAACGCAACGGCCGUUGCCAUGGCUGCUGCCCUCACGCAGCAGCAACAGCCCGUGACAGGGCCACAGCCAUCUCUGGGAGUUAGUUUUGGAACGCCUUUCGGCUCAGGUAUUGGCUUGCAACCAAGUGGCUUAGGUUCUUCAAACCUUGGAGGAUUUGGAACUAGCUCUGGUUUUGGAAGCCACACUACAGGGACCUCCACAUUUGGAUUUGGAACAACAAAUAAACCCUCAGGAAGUCUUAGUGCAGGCUUUGGCAGUUCAAGUACAUCUGGUUUUAACUUCAGCAACCCUGGCAUCACGGCGUCUGCUGGCUUGACGUUUGGGGUGUCCAAUCCUGCCACUGCAGGUUUUGGAACCGGAGGACAGCUCCUUCAGUUGAAGAAACCUCCAGCUGGAAACAAACGAGGAAAAAGAUAA
Molecule: messenger RNA, 1794 nt
Organism: Chrysochloris asiatica (Cape golden mole)
Lineage: Eukaryota; Metazoa; Chordata; Mammalia; Afrosoricida; Chrysochloridae
Gene: NUP58
Product: nucleoporin like 1
Exons: 16
Coding region: 1-1794 (597 amino acids)
Biological process (GO): nucleocytoplasmic transport
Cellular component (GO): nuclear pore
Molecular function (GO): structural constituent of nuclear pore
Source: RefSeq, a predicted model, not a curated record